Cololabis saira (Pacific saury) is the source of this 857-nucleotide messenger RNA. It is a transcript of the gene txnl4a, whose product is annotated as thioredoxin-like 4A. Lineage: Eukaryota; Metazoa; Chordata; Actinopteri; Beloniformes; Belonidae. Gene Ontology annotation, cellular component: spliceosomal complex; U4/U6 x U5 tri-snRNP complex; U5 snRNP. The coding region runs from base 160 to 588 and encodes 142 amino acids. Gene Ontology annotation, biological process: mRNA splicing, via spliceosome. The record is from RefSeq and is a predicted model, not a curated record. The transcript is spliced from 4 exons.
CAGCGAAGAAGAAGAAGAAGAACAAGGAGAAGGAGGAGAAGAAGAACAGAUGAACGUUUGUGUUGCGGGAGUUUAUUUAUCGACCCUCAAAGCGUUUAUUUGACCACAUUAUAACCAGUUUUUUAAUUUAAAGGGUGGGAUCAACAACUUAGUGCCAGGAUGUCGUACAUGCUGCCUCACCUCCACAACGGCUGGCAGGUGGACCAGGCCAUCCUGUCCGAGGAGGACCGGGUCCUGGUCAUCCGCUUCGGACACGACUGGGACCCCACCUGCAUGAAGAUGGACGAGGUUCUGUACAGCAUCGCGGAGAAGGUGAAGAACUUUGCUGUUAUUUACCUUGUGGAUAUCACAGAAGUGCCUGAUUUCAACAAGAUGUACGAGUUGUACGAUCCCUGCACUGUCAUGUUCUUCUUCAGGAACAAACACAUCAUGAUUGAUCUGGGUACUGGUAACAACAAUAAGAUCAACUGGCCGAUGGAGGACAAGCAGGAGAUGAUAGACAUUGUUGAAACAGUGUAUCGAGGAGCGAGGAAAGGACGAGGUCUUGUGGUGUCGCCUAAGGAUUAUUCUACCAAAUACAGAUACUGAUUUUCUGCUUUUCUCCAUUACCCCUUUUUCAUCACCUUUGGACACAAUACCUGGACUACAAGUGGCAGGAGGACAAUACUCUUCAAGUGGUCUUUAUUGUUACAUUGUGGUUUUAUAUGUGUAGAACAGUUUUAUUCAACUUCUUUAAGUUGUCUGUGCUUUUCAAAAACUCAUUUAUGUGGUGCAGUCUUGGAAGAGAUCCAUCAUGUUGUAAAAGGCCUCAUAUUUAUCUGUUUGUUGGAAUAAAGACAGAUUUCUUUGUACAAAUA